This is a messenger RNA of Thermothelomyces thermophilus ATCC 42464, 1911 nucleotides long. RefSeq lists its product as uncharacterized. Gene Ontology annotation, molecular function: RNA binding. The record is from RefSeq and is a predicted model, not a curated record. The coding region runs from base 191 to 1693 and encodes 500 amino acids. Lineage: Eukaryota; Fungi; Ascomycota; Sordariomycetes; Sordariales; Chaetomiaceae. The transcript has 4 exons.
UCGCUAGAAAAAGAAGGUCGAGGUCGCUGAGGUCCCUUCGCGCUAGCACGUCCCGGAGCGCCUGUCUGCAGCAACCGUCUCCUCAGUGGGGUUUUACGUUGCCAAGAACUACCCUUGGGCACAUCUCUCCCAUUCGCCGCGAACAUCCUCCUCUUUCCUCCAGCAACUCUCAACACAACUACUCCCAAAGAUGGCUGAUAACGGUCCCCCCACGACCUCUGGUCAGCUUCCGCCGCCGCCGCAGCCCAACGCGGGCGCGCCUGGUUACGAGAACGGCCAGAACUCGGGCUCCAACCCGUCGCACAUUCCCCCCCCGCCUCUGCAUAUUCCGCAGAACACGAACCCGAUCCCGACCGCAAUCACUUCGCCGAUGGGAGGUGGCGGCGACAAGAGCGGCAUCAUGUCUCCCGGCAGUGGUGCUCCCUUCGGUCGCCGCGCUGCCCCGGAACCCAACAAGCGUGCGCUGUACGUUGGUGGCUUGGACCCGAGAGUCACUGAGGAUGUCCUGCGUCAAAUCUUCGAGACCACCGGCCAUGUCCAGAGUGUCAAGAUCAUUCCGGACAAGAACGCCAAGGGCUACAACUACGGUUUCGUUGAAUACGAUGACCCCGGUGCCGCCGAGCGUGCCAUGCAAACCUUGAACGGCCGUCGUGUUCAUCAAUCGGAGAUUCGCGUCAACUGGGCUUACCAGUCCAACAACAGCAACAAGGAGGAUACCUCGAACCAUUUCCAUAUUUUUGUCGGCGAUCUCUCCAACGAGGUGAACGACGAGGUUCUUUUCCAGGCCUUCUCCGCCUUCGGCUCCAUCUCCGAAGCUCGUGUCAUGUGGGACAUGAAGACUGGCCGCUCCCGUGGCUACGGCUUCGUCGCUUUCCGCGAACGCGCGGAUGCCGAGAAGGCCCUGAGUUCCAUGGAUGGCGAGUGGCUCGGCUCCCGUGCCAUCCGCUGCAACUGGGCCAACCAGAAGGGUCAGCCGUCGAUAGCACAGCAGCAGGCUAUGCAACAGAUGGGCAUGACCCCGACCACCCCCUAUGGUCACCACCACUUCCCUACCCACGGCGUUCACAGUUAUGACAUGGUCGUCAACCAGACGCCGGCUUGGCAGACCACCUGCUACGUUGGCAAUUUGACCCCCUAUACCACCCAAACCGACAUCGUUCCGCUGUUCCAGAACUUUGGUUUCGUCGUCGAGUCCCGUUUCCAGGCCGACCGCGGUUUCGCCUUUAUCAAGAUGGAUACCCACGAGAACGCCGCCAUGGCUAUUUGCCAGCUCAAUGGGUACAACGUCAAUGGCCGCCCCCUCAAGUGCAGCUGGGGCAAGGACAAGACACCGAACCAUCAUCAGCAGUUUGACCCCCACCAGCCAUACAGUCCCCAGAGCGCGCAGACCCCUGGUUAUCCCGGCACUCCCUCGACCUACUUCAACCAGUAUGGUGGUGGUAGGUGCUCCCGUGAAGCGCUUGCUCCGGGCUCGGUGGCUAAUGUUUGCACAGGUUCUUACGGCCCAGGCCAACAGCCAGGCUACGCUGGACCUCAGGCUCAGUCGCCGGCUGCAUACGGCGCCCAGCCCAUGGGUUACAGCGGUCCCCCGAGCGCCGGCGGCUACGGCCGUGGUCAGCAGUCUGGUGCGCAGUGGAACCAGCCUCCGCCGGGCCAGAGCUUUAACAAUGGCUUUUCUGGCUAUCAGGGUUAGAAAUCCAGACAGCAAGGCCGUCGCUGAUUGUGCCACCUGCAGACCGUUCUCGACCUUACAUCGGCUCUCCCACCCAGGCCUGCACUGAUGCUGGAGCGUUACAAUUUCUUCCAACGACGGGACGUCUUUUCAUGAUCUGAGAAACCUUUCUGGCGGUCAUUCGAGUUGAUUUUCGGGAAUCUGGUCGGGAAAUUGAGCGUCUUUGCUUCUUCCAUUGA